Molecule: messenger RNA, 1845 nt
Organism: Branchiostoma belcheri (Belcher's lancelet)
Lineage: Eukaryota; Metazoa; Chordata; Leptocardii; Amphioxiformes; Branchiostomatidae
Product: complement C1q tumor necrosis factor-related protein 5-like
Exons: 2
Coding region: 96-821 (241 amino acids)
Molecular function (GO): protein binding
Source: RefSeq, a predicted model, not a curated record
AUUUGCCAAUUUUUUUGAGACGAAAACAAGCCGACUUAAAAGGCGAAGUUUUUCCACCCCCGCGCACCACUUGCACAGUCAGCCACGGCUAAUUCAUGAUGAAGAUCGCUGUGCUGGUUUCCCUUCUGCUCGUCCUGCGCGCCUUCUCGGCCCUGGAGACGGACCAGGAUGGCGUCUGCUCCCGGCAGCUCAACAACAGUCAGAACAUCACCGUGGUGGCGGCGCCUGGCGCCAAGGGCGAGCCGGGGACUGAGGGGCCGCAAGGACCGAAAGGUGAGCAAGGUGGGAACGCUCCCAGAGGCGCGCCAGGUAAGCUGGGACCGGCCGGACCGAGAGGUGACAAGGGAGACAAAGGUGAGCAGGGCCCGGCAGGUGAGAGGGGGGCACCCGGUACCAGCCCACCUGCUCCACCUGUCGUGGCGUUUUCCGUGGCGAGAACGUCCAGACUCGAAAAGUCCAGUCAGGAUACGGUAGUGACGUAUGACGUCGUCCUUACCAACGUGGGCGGGGCGUACAACCAGGAGACGGGGAAGUUCGUGACGGAGGUGGGAGGAGUCUACUUCUUCAUCUUCACCGGGAUGACACCUAGUGUAGCUCGUAAAACUUACUACCUUCGAUUAAUGAAAAAUGGAGAGAAAAUGGUUGGUCUGCACGAGCACAAUGGCUCACAAGCUAAUUCCCAGUCAAGCAGUAACAGCGCCAUCCUGCAGCUGCAGCCUGGGGACGAGGUUUAUGUUCUGCUGAUAGGUGGAUCGUACUCUCUAUACAGUAGCGGAAACAGAUAUCUCACGUUCUCGGGAUACCUUAUCCAUGCCGACUAAGCAACAACCCUAGAAACUGCCUUAUGCAGUGUCAAGUGGUGAAGCGGAUUUUAUUCCUUAUUACGGUCUUGUACUCAUUUCAUAGACAUCAAAUAUACCACGUUAUUCUUAUAUCAGACGCAUGAGGCUUUCCUAUAUAACCUAUAGAUGCAUAUAUGUUUAAGGACGAAUGUAAAACAUGGCUUGGUUUCUUACUUUUUAUGUGCCGCUUGCUAACACGAUUAUGAUGUUACUAGUUACUACGAAGGUUACUAGUAUUCAAUUUGUUGAACCUCAUCGCCAUAUAGAGAUGAAGAUUUGUUCCUUAAUGCGAUUAAGACUUCAAGACUUCAGCAAGUCUAUGUUUCAUCGAAGCUGAAGGAAACGUUACACCAGAACUUAUACAUGUAAAGGUUAGAGACAUUUUCUCGUGCGGUCAACAUUGACUGAAAAGCGCUAGCUGGCAUCCAACCAACACAAACGGAGCUCUUCCAUCGACAACAAAUAUCCAAGCCAAUUGCUCAGUGAGUCAAAAUGGAGAGCCAAUAUCAGUAACUUGGCAGAAUGUGCAAAAUCAUUAUCUCUAGCGCUGUUUCAGCCGAUAAAAAUAAUGAUAGCGAAAUCUAAUAAUGCAUUUUAUAUUUGAUAGUUAAUGUUUAACACGGUGGGUGUCCUAACAUCGGACGCUUUUUUUCACGCGCUCGAACUAUACGCUCUAUCGCUAAUUGUCAGAGAGUGGUCAGGUUUUGAUGAAUGAAUUUUGAAAGUAGUGGUGUAGAGAACAUACUUGAAUAAGAAAUGCAUCCAUAGUGUUCAUGAGCCGUUCACACUCCGCGUUACAAGUGACAAACGCUGUGAGACGUUUUCGUGAAUGUACAUCCGUGAAUGGCCGACGCUAGACAGUGUGCCCUAACUUCACAUGGUUUUGUAGUUUUGCUGUCUUCAGAAUUUAGUUAUAAACAGAAAUAAGAACUGAAUUCUAUGAUAUUUCAGCUUUCUUUUGAUGGUAAAAUUGCGAUUGUGGGUAUGAGGAGGGUUGUAUCGA